Messenger RNA from Gastrolobium bilobum, 894 nucleotides. RefSeq lists its product as uncharacterized. The transcript is spliced from 2 exons. Bases 1 to 894 code for a protein of 297 amino acids. The record is from RefSeq and is a predicted model, not a curated record. NCBI's taxonomy places the organism in Eukaryota, Viridiplantae, Streptophyta, Magnoliopsida, Fabales, Fabaceae.
AUGGCAGCCUUGCAGGUUCCAAGAUUGUCUGAAAAUGUUCAUCUGCACCUGGUAAUAGCAGGGUUGUGUGGGUCCUCUAGAUUGGCCAAAUCGAUAUACAAGGACCCGGUUCGAACGCUGGUAGAAUUCACGGCUCGAUCAAAGAAGUAUCUGGAGCUGGAACAGAUGGAGAUUGAGAACAUGGAUCAGAAGCACCAACCAAAUCCAAUGAAAAAGCUCGGAAAUCAGAGACAGAAUGAUUCCCGGGGUAAAAGGCAAGACGAAAGAGCUCCAACAAGGGAAAGGUUCGAAAAGUACACAUCCUUGAAUUCAUCCAGGUUCCAAAUCUGGAAUGAGGUGUCCUCUACCGAGAUGAAGAAGGUUGAUAGACCUCAGCCUUUAUUGAACCAGGUCAGGUCGGGGCAUACUACAGACGAAUGUUGGGACUUGAGAUAUGCAAUUGAGAGAAACAUUAGGGGUGGCAAAUUGCGCCAAUAUCUUAUAAGGACUCAAGGGUGGAGGAACAAUAGGAAAAGAAAGGGUCGGCCUAUGAGCCCGGCAAAAGAAAAAAGAUUGAAGGAUGAUAGUCGGGGUAAAAAACCGGUUAGAGAAGAGGAUGAAUUCGUGGAACCAAAGUUUGAAUGUAAUGUGAUUAGUGGUGCUUUUGGUGGAGGAGGUGAUACAAUGAAUGCCAGAAGGAAAUACUUAAGAGAGGUACUUUCGAUACAGGAGCGGUCUACAUUCAAAGAAGAAGCCAAACCAGACCCGCCAUUGCUAUAUUUCACUAGGAAAGAUUUAGAAGAUGUAAUGCCGAGACAUGUUGACGGUUUGGUCAUAACGGGGACGCUAGUCAAUUGCAGAGUCAAGAAGAUCUUUGUGGACAAUGGUAGUUGUGCUGACAUAAUCUUAUGGUAG